AGGUAUUUAAGUUUCGCGCUGAGCAGCCGGGAGACACUCCGAGUCCAGGCUGCAGAGAUGGCGCUGCACUGGGGCAUCGUGUCCGCCGGCCUCAUCGCCAGCGACUUCACGACCAUGCUGCGGAUGCUGCCCCGCUCCGAGCACCAGGUGGUGGCAGUAGCGGCCCGAGACCUGAGCCGGGCGAAGGAGUUUGCACGCAAACACGACAUCCCCAAGGCCUACGGCUCCUACGAGGAGCUGGCCAAGGACCCGAACGUGGAGGUGGUCUACAUUGGCACCCAGCACCCCCAGCACAAGGCCGCGGUGUUGCUAAGCCUGGCAGCGGGCAAGGCCGUCCUGUGUGAGAAGCCCAUGGGCGUGAAUGCGGCGGAAGUGCGGGAAAUGGUGGCAGAAGCCCGGUCCCGGGGCCUCUUCCUCAUGGAGGCCAUCUGGACACGCUUCUUCCCUGCCUCGGAGACUCUGAGGUCUGUUCUGGCCCAGGGAGCCCUGGGGGAGCUUCGUGUGGCCCGAGCAGAAUUCGGGAAGGACCUGACCCACGUGCGCCGGGCUGUCGACUGGGCCCAGGCAGGUGGGGGCCUCCUGGACAUUGGCAUCUACUGCAUCCAGUUCAUCUCCAUGGUCUUCAGGGGACAGAGACCGGAGAAGAUUUCGGCCGUGGGAAGGAUCCACGAGACGGGCGUGGAUGACACCGUCACUGUGUUACUCCAGUACCCCGGAGGGGUCCAUGCGAGUUUCACCUGCAGCAUCACAGCCAAGCUCUCCAAUACAGCGUCCGUGAGCGGCACCAAGGGCAUGGCCAAGAUCCUUGAGCCCUGCUGGUGCCCCACCGAACUGGUGGUGAAAGGGGACCACCAGGAGUUUCCGCUGCCCCCAGCGCCCAACAAGGAAUUCAACUUCACCAAUGGGCCCGGCAUGAUGUACGAGGCCAAGCACGUCCGGGAGUGUCUGCGCAAGGGCCUGAAAGAAAGUCCUGUCAUCCCGCUGGCGGAGAGUGAGCUCCUGGCCGACAUCCUUGAGGAAGUGCGGAAGGCCAUUGGGGUCACCUUCCCCCAAGACAAAUGCUGAUGUGUGUCCUGAAUUAAUAAAGACAUGAUUUACAUGGA
This is a messenger RNA of Erinaceus europaeus (western European hedgehog), 1103 nucleotides long. RefSeq names its product dihydrodiol dehydrogenase (gene DHDH). The transcript is spliced from 7 exons. Gene Ontology annotation, molecular function: nucleotide binding; D-xylose 1-dehydrogenase (NADP+) activity. The coding region runs from base 58 to 1065 and encodes 335 amino acids. The record is from RefSeq and is a predicted model, not a curated record. Lineage: Eukaryota; Metazoa; Chordata; Mammalia; Eulipotyphla; Erinaceidae. Gene Ontology annotation, biological process: D-xylose catabolic process.